AUGGAGAGCUCAAUUUUUGUUUCCUUCAUCGAUGAAAAUGGGCCGAUUGACGAGAAAUGGUAUUGCAAUAAGAAGGAAGCGGAGGAGGAGAAGGAGGAAGAGGAGGAGGAAGGGGAGGAGGAGGAGGAGCGGGAGGAGGAGGA
Acanthocheilonema viteae is the source of this 143-nucleotide messenger RNA. The record is from the annotation of a GenBank genome assembly. Lineage: Eukaryota; Metazoa; Nematoda; Chromadorea; Rhabditida; Onchocercidae.